Molecule: messenger RNA, 2268 nt
Organism: Olea europaea var. sylvestris
Lineage: Eukaryota; Viridiplantae; Streptophyta; Magnoliopsida; Lamiales; Oleaceae
Product: protein N-terminal asparagine amidohydrolase
Exons: 8
Coding region: 1207-2037 (276 amino acids)
Biological process (GO): ubiquitin-dependent protein catabolic process
Cellular component (GO): nucleus
Molecular function (GO): protein-N-terminal asparagine amidohydrolase activity
Source: RefSeq, a predicted model, not a curated record
UUGAAUUUUCUGUUUAAGAGUUGAAAUGUAAUGCUCUAAACAUGUAUUCUAAAAAGCGUAAAGCACGGCAAGGCCAAGCUUCAAACCUAGGAAAAGCUUAGGUGAGCUUUUAGAACAAUGCUCUAAAUAAAGGAACUCAAGAGUAAAUCCUAAAACUUCAUCCUCUAGCAUAGCUGUUUGCUGCUUUCUGUUUUUUGUUAUUGCUAAUGCAUUCAAUUAAUACUGCUACUCUCUUGGACAUUUUUCAUACUUACCAUUAAAUUCUAAUCAGGCAUAAGAUAUAUUUCUCCCUUCUAUUGCAACUCUGUUAAAAUGAGACAGCUGACCCUUCUAUUUCACCUCUGUUAAAAUGAGGGAAGUGGAUACUUUGUAAUGGAGAAAGGAAAUUAAUGAACAUAAAUCAAUGUGCAUUAGUUAAAGACUUAGAAUAUGGUACUGCCUUCAUGGAGAUAUGUCGGUAAUUGACAAUUUCUUUCUUGGUGCUUAAAAUUCUACUGGUUCAAACUUCAAAAUUAGAAGUUAAGACUUAAUUUUUAGAGCUGAAGGAUCCAAAAUUUUAGCAUUUUCAUUCAGUUAUGUUUGUUAGUGGGUUUAAAGUAUUGCCUUCCCCUGCAAUAAAAGGUCUCUCACACAGACACCCCAACCCUUAGAAAACCUGAAAUCUUGGUACAAGAAAAAUGCCAUUAUGAAAUUCAUGAAAGGCUUCUUCAAAUGCUUGUAAUUCAUUUUUAUUGAAGCCUUGUCUAUUGUGUGUCUUGAAUAAAAUAUCUACUUUAUCAUUGAAGCCUCAGCAACUAUAUCUUUCUAGCAGGCAAUAAAUAACUGACACCAUCAUCUCGGCUUGCUCCACUAUCUUGUUUUCUUGAUUUAAACUGUGUAUGCCGUUUAUCUCUUAUCUUUCUAUGGAAUGUUAGUAGUGAUGUUUCUGAAACUCGAAUUUGAUUAACUCUUAACCUCAUAAUUUUCUUGCAUUUUUUUCCCUCGAAAAGCUUCUCUGUCCUUUUUUCCUUCAUUUUGCAGAUACUUCUGCAUUUCAUGAAAGAGUGCCAUAACUAGCAAGAACUAAUGAACAAAUAUAAGCCUUGAAUCUCUUAUGCUCGGACAAACUAUGAUUCAAAUGUGGUGAAAUGAUUGCAAAAUUUAUUUGUUGGUACUGAUGAGGCAACAACCUGCGUGGGCCUUGUAAUCCAUAACCAAAAACAAGGAAUGACUUCUGUUGCUCAUUUGGAUUCUCCAAACGUUGUUGAUAUUGGCCUCAGCCAGAUGUUAUCUUUGUUUUCAGAUCAUGAUUCUGAUGCCAUGCUGGAUGUGCAUCUAAUAGGUGGAUUUGAUAAUACCUCAUCUAAAAAUGCAAAUCUUGCUAACAGAAGUAGUGCCAAACUGGAUGGAUAUUCAUAUUCUUUGUGUGCUAAGAUAAUUGAAACCUUGAGGGAUAGGAAUGAAAAGUUUCAGAUUCACACUCUCCAUGUUCUUCAGCAUAACACCAGAUGGGAUCCUGACGGAACCGCACUGCCCAUCUUUAGUGGAUUUGUGGUGGAAACGUCCACUGGGUCAAUCAUACCAGCCAGCUUUGAUAGAACGUCAAGAUGCCCAGAUGAAAUUGUUCGAAGAAUUCGAGUCACUGCUUGCUAUGGCGAUCCCAAUUGGGAUGGCAGGUUGCUUGAGACGUAUGACACCAAGACCGACCAUUUUGUCAUUGCUCCAUGCACUUGGAGUACACACCAAUUAUACAUCGCAAUGGCAAUUCAAGAACUCUCCGAUGCAGAAAUCCUCCUUAGAUGUUCAACUUCACCUUCUGCUGAGAGUCCAGAUUUUGUGGAGAAUGAAAGAAGGAGUAGAUAUCUAUAUGAUGUCCCAGAUUUUUGUAAAAUGUCACCAUAUUUCCAAAGGGAUAAUGGCGAAUUUAACGUGGAAACUGUUUCUUUAUCCAGAAAGUGUGACUACUUGAUUCGUCAUCCACUUUGGAGAGAGACAUUUCCCAAUAAGCAGCCUCGCAUAUUUCAGAGGAUUGAAGGUGGAAGUUGGGUGAAAUGCUGAAGGUUAGAAGAUUUUGAUUGCACCCAGAAGGAAUUUGCCGCGAAAUGUAUUAUUUUUUUGUAAAUUAAGCAGAGUGUAAACUUCACUCUGUUUCCAUAUUUCAGAUAAUAGAACAAUAUCUUGCAAUGAGAACAUAUAAUGCAUGAAUGCUGACGAUGAACUUGCUCAACCAUUGUUCUAGCCACUGCCUUCUGAUCAAAGGGUCCUUAAAGCUUGAUAUUCUUUUGAUUC